GCACAAUGUAUCACGAGCAGAUAGGACAGCCACUCGAACACACCACAUUGGUUUCCUGCGUUGCAAUUUCUCUCAGUGGAGAACUGCUCCAUUCGGGAUGGAUUCCUCAUACGAUUUCUACUUUGCCCGCUGCAGUAGGGCUGAAGUUGGGCCAGAUGCUCUAUACGGAGGCCCUUUCAGAUGCUGAAAAGGUCAUUGAGCUCAACCCUUCGUCUUACCUCGGGUACGAAUUGAAGCAUGCAGCGCUUUAUGGAGCACAGCGAUAUGAUGAUGCAUUCGAGGCCUUCGAAAU
Suillus subalutaceus is the source of this 292-nucleotide messenger RNA. RefSeq lists its product as uncharacterized. NCBI's taxonomy places the organism in Eukaryota, Fungi, Basidiomycota, Agaricomycetes, Boletales, Suillaceae. The transcript is spliced from 3 exons. The annotation marks the transcript as partial. The record is from RefSeq and is a predicted model, not a curated record.